Nerophis lumbriciformis (worm pipefish) is the source of this 1831-nucleotide messenger RNA. RefSeq names its product methyltransferase like 24 (gene mettl24). The record is from RefSeq and is a predicted model, not a curated record. NCBI's taxonomy places the organism in Eukaryota, Metazoa, Chordata, Actinopteri, Syngnathiformes, Syngnathidae.
GCACACACACAUACAUGCUGCACAAGAGUGCGUGGACAUCUUUGACGCUGCUCUCCAUGACCUUCUGCUCAAAAAGAAGACUGAAGGAAGAAUGAGACAUGUUGAAAUCAGCGAGUCCUCCUGAGUGGACAUGGGCCUGCUGCUGCGUUUGGCCUUCCUGCUAACUGCCGUGGGCGUCAGCGUCCACGUUUACCUGGAAACACGAUGGCGGCUGGCACCUGCGAGCCGGCCUUUGGAGGACAAGGCCCCGCCCACUCGCACCUGGACCACCGAGAAGGUUCCUGCACUGAAGCAAGGCGACGUGAUGAGGAGGGAUGCCGGCUCGCGUCUGAAACGCCAAAAAAAGGCGCCUCGGUGGCACAUAGCCCUGCAGCCUUGGGCCAGUCACAAUCACUCUCUGGAGGAUGAAGCAAAACGGUUUCUCAACUACAUAACAACCCCACAAGUGUCCUGUAAAAGUCCUCAUGUGGGCCCAGACGGAGGCUGGGCUGUGUGUCUGGACCCAGAGUACAGCCUGGCUCACAGGAUGCAACACAAGCAAUGCAGGGUUUACUCCUUUGGGUUGGGCCCAGAUGACCGUGUCCUGGAACGUUUCCUGGCCAGAUCCGGGUGUGAGGUCCACUGCUUCGAUCCCAGUUUGAGGCAACCGCAUUUGCAGCACGCUGACAUGUGGCUUCACCGACUCUCUAUUGACUGGAGGGAUCCCAACCCGUCUGUUGUUUCCCAGCGUCAGUACGCCAACACCAAAAAACUGGCCACCAUCCUCAACGAUUUCGGUCAUCGACAGAUGGACGUACUGAAAGCAGACAUGGAGAGUGCCGAGUGGAAGAUUUUGGAGAAUUUGAUCCUGGAAGGAGUUCUGGACUCUGUAGGUCAACUACUCAUAGAGCUUCACCUCCACUGGGCAGGUUUCGAGGUGGCAGGGGACGAUCCUUCAGUCGUGCGCUAUUGGUUCAGCUUGCUCAAAGAGCUGGAGCGUGCCAACUUCCGCCUGUUCCAUGUCCGCAGAGAUGCAGCAAAACCACCUGUGUUUCUGCACAAGAACGUCCUCAAUGCAAGCAGUGCCUACACUUUAGCAUGGAUGAGCACACGCUGGACACCCUAAAGUAUGUACCAGACAAUAUCCAGGUGGAUUCAUGUCAGAACACAGGUGCUUGCUCAGGCAAAUUUUCUGACGCAGACUGACCUUUUUGCCAACCUACUUAUAAAGUAAGUCAUGAAGGCCCCAGAGGCUGUCUUCUACUACCUCAUGUCUAAUGUGUUGGCUGCAGGUCAGUCUCUUAGUCACAGUCGACCCCUGUGAUCCUCUGUCUAAUUCGGGCCUGCAGAUACUUAACGCCACAGGACAUUUUCUUCUAUUCCAUUGGUGGGGACAACAGUGCAUAGAUGUGAGGGUUUGACUGUGCCGAGGGGUAGGAGAGGGAUUGAUUUAUUCUGUGAGGGGCUGCAUGGACUGAAAGAGAUGCAUUUAGAUCCUUCAGACCAAGAUUUUUUUUUCAGUGAUGUACAGUAUUUGGUAUAAAAAUGCAUGCAAAUUCAUCAUUGGUGGCUGAAUUCAGCCCAUGCCAUCGUUUUGCUUAACACAGGCCAUAUUUUACAGACGUGUUUGGCAGUGCCCUGAAGUUGUGUACCACCUUUUGUGGUGAUUCUGCUCAUCACUCUAAAGUUACAGUGAGCUGUGUGAGAAAAGUCCAACUUAUGGGUUUAGUAGCAGCAUUACUGGUGCGUUUUUGACAAAUGUUCACCUUUUUGUGUACAAAAGUAGACUAGUUAGCUUACACAAAAACAUACAAUAGUUUUCUGUUAUUUGUAAUAAAAAGACUAAACCCAG